GCCCGCCGCUCCCCUCCCCUUUCUCUCUCCUCUAUAAACCCCACCGCACCAAGGAGAGAGAGAGAGAGAGAGAGGAGCAUUCCUUCCUUGCCGCUGGCCGCUGCACUCCCCCAGAGCAGAGCGCACCCAACCUCCACACCAAGCAAAAGCAGAGCAACCUCUUCCCCCUCCCACUCUCCCAUCUCCGCUCGCCCGCCGCGGCCGCCAUGGCGGGAUCGACGCGCGCGCUCCUGAUCCCGCUCCUCCUGCUGUUGGCGCUGGCGGCGCUGGCCCGCGCGGGCGAGGUGCCGGCGGCGUCGGCCCUCGGGUGGGAGCUCGGGGUGGUGGGCGCGGCGGAGGACGAGGAGUUCGGCUUCCCCGACGGCGACUCCGUGGCGCGCCGGGUGCUGCAGAACCAGAACAACGGGUACAUAAGCUACGGCGCGCUGCGGAGGGACAACGUGCCCUGCUCCGUGCGGGGCGCGUCCUACUACAACUGCCGCCCCGGCGCCCAGGCCAACCCCUACUCGCGCGGCUGCAACGCCAUCACCCGCUGCCGCGGCUGAUCUCGGGCCGUUCGAUCCCCGCGCGGCGGCGGCCACCGGGAAGAGGAGGAGGUUCAUAUUCCUGUUAAUCCCACGCCGUUGAUUCAGAAUCAAAAAAAACAAAGAAAAAUUGUUGAUCUGCCCUUUCAAUUAUUUAGUAGUACGAUUAUUUCUCUUGUCGUCAAUGCUGUGGAUUUUAACGAGAAUGAUUGGUGGUGGUUGGGCUGCCGCCCAAGCGAUUCGAGUCCGUAUGGUCCUGUAAAUUGCAUGAUUUGUGUGAUCGAGCAACGGGUGUAUAAACACUGAUGGUUAUUUCCUCGUGAACCUGUGUGAUUGUGAUUGUAGCCAGGGAGGGAUUCGUGUAGCUGUCCAGCUCCUUGAUUUCAUA
Setaria italica (foxtail millet) is the source of this 912-nucleotide messenger RNA. RefSeq names its product rapid alkalinization factor. NCBI's taxonomy places the organism in Eukaryota, Viridiplantae, Streptophyta, Magnoliopsida, Poales, Poaceae. The record is from RefSeq and is a predicted model, not a curated record. Bases 207 to 545 code for a protein of 112 amino acids. The transcript has a single exon.